Messenger RNA from Lepus europaeus (European hare), 1448 nucleotides. It is a transcript of the gene METTL23, whose product is annotated as methyltransferase 23, arginine. The coding region runs from base 160 to 735 and encodes 191 amino acids. Gene Ontology annotation, cellular component: nucleus; cytoplasm. The transcript has 5 exons. NCBI's taxonomy places the organism in Eukaryota, Metazoa, Chordata, Mammalia, Lagomorpha, Leporidae. The record is from RefSeq and is a predicted model, not a curated record.
GCGGCUCGGUGCCCACCGCUGGCCGCGGGCCGCCCGGGGCGCACCGACGCCUCUGUGGGCUCAGCGGGCCUUGCGGCCCGGGGCCAGCGCUUCCGGUUCUCGGGGGAGGGGUCCGAGCUGGAGGUCCGCGUGCCGCAGGUUCUGCACCUGCAGUAUGGAAUGUACGUUUGGCCCUGUGCUGUGGUCCUGGCCCAGUACCUAUGGUUUCACAGAAGAUCCCUGCCGGGCAAGGCGGUCUUAGAGAUUGGAGCCGGUGUGAGCCUUCCAGGAAUUGUGGCUGCAAAAUGUGGUGCCAAAGUCACGUUGUCAGACAGCGCGGAGCUACCGCACUGUCUGGAAAUCUGUCGGCAGAGCUGCCAGAUGAACCACCUGCCGCAGGUGCCCGUCGUGGGCCUGACGUGGGGCCACGUCUCUCAGGAUCUCCUGGGCCUACCACCGCAGGACAUCAUUCUGGCGUCUGAUGUCUUCUUUGAACCAGAAGACUUUGAAGACAUCUUGACUACAGUGUACUUCUUGAUGCAGAAGAACCCCAAAGUUCAGCUGUGGUCUACUUACCAGGUUAGAAGCGCUGACUGGUCCCUGGAAGCUCUGCUCUACAAGUGGGAGAUGAGAUGCGUCCAUGUCCCCCUGGGGUCUUUCCAGGCUGACAAGGAGCACAUCGCAGACUCUGCCCUCCCAGGAAGACACACAAUUGAGAUGCUGGUCAUCUCCCGUGCAGAGGACGGCCUGAGUUAGACCCACACAGCUGCUCAGGGGCAGUGCCAACCCUGACCAGCCCCCCAGCAGGCCAAGUGCAGUGGGCUCAAAACGGUCAAGUCUGCUGGCCUCAAGUUGGGAUGCGGCACAAGGGAAAAAUAAACAGCUUCUAAGACAGAGGACUGGGCUGUGCUUGGCAAGACGGGGCCUACAGUGGGUGGAGAGGCGGGUACUCGGCACUGUCGUACGGCAGUGGUUUCAAGCACUCGACAGGCAUUUUGCUUCCCAUCUCUGCAGUGACAGUCAACUGCACAGAUCUCAGACAGACAGGGGAAAGAAAGACCAAGACACAUUCUGAGAAAAGCUAACACCAAGAAAACAUUUUAAUUGAACUACAGAAACAAUGGUUAUAGUACAGAAUAUUCAUAAGCAAAAAGAUACACCAUGUUAUAGUACUUACAAAGUUACAAACCAUGUUUCCUUAACAUUUUCCAUAUUUUAAGUUCAUACAAGACAAUCCGGUUUACCAUUUUUUGGGGGGGAGAGGGAGAAAAAAGGUGUAUUUAUCAUCAGCUAGAUGUGCUCACUGUAUGCUCCGUAAUUUAUAUGCAAGGCCCGGGUGACUGGAAGUGCAGUUGUCAGGCAUUUAAUAAACUGGACAGCCAUUUGUUUCUGCACGACAAGGCAUCUUUACACAGGAGCAAUCGGGAGAAAACAGGAAACAGCCAAGCACUCUGCACUGCAACACGCCA